AUUUCCUAUACUUUCUAUUGCUUCAGAGAACGAUACAAAUAUUUAAGUUGAAGUUAUUUCUACAUUUUCUUUCUGUACAUUUUUUAUCCAUAUUUAUAAUGCUUGUUUCUAAUCAUAAAUUAUCUAAAAUUCCAAAAAAUAGACCAAUUAUAAAAUGGUUAUUAAGGCAUACAACGCAAAUGUGUGAACUUCAAAGAAUUUGUUAUGGAGAACUCCCUGGAGCACCAAGAACACUAGCUGUAGAAAAAUCUCUUAAAUUAUCUAAAAAUGCAAAUAUCAAAACUCUUUUACUCUACUUGAAUGAUCUUGCUGAUCAAUGUGCAUUUACAAAUCAAGCAAAACGAAAAAUUGUAAAGGAAGCUAUUGAAAGUGUAUUGGUAACUAAAAAAAUAAACCCAGCAGCUCAUCCUGAUUUUUCUAAAUCAUUUGGUAAAUGUAUAGAAUUAAUUUGGGGCUAUAGACAACUUUGUGUGGAAUGUGAAGAGCUUAGGAGAACACCUUAUGAUGCUGAUAAUCCAGAUCAUGAAUUAUUAUUAUUAAAGUUAUGGAAUUUAUUAAUGCCAUAUGAGCCUCUAGAUGCUAGAGUUACUAAACAAUGGCAACAUAUUGGCUUUCAAGGUGAUGAUCCAAAAACUGAUUUUCGUGGAAUGGGAAUUUUGGGAUUAGAAAAUUUAGUUUAUUUUGCUCAGGAAUAUCCCAGUGCUGCAACACAUGUAUUAUCGCAUUCUACACAUCCACGUUAUGGUUAUGCAUUUGCCAUAGUUGGCAUAAAUUUAACAAGUAUGGCAUUAAAAUUAUUAAGGGAUGGAAGUGCUAAGACUCAUAUUUAUAAUUCUUCAAAGGGUUUUCCAACAAUUCGUGCAUUUCAUCAAUUUUAUAGUUAUCUUUUUUAUGAAUUUGAUGGAUUUUGGAUUGAUUCAAAACCAAGCAAUAUGAUGGAAUUUUCAUGUAUACAAGAAAAGUUUGAAAAUAGUAUCAGAAUGGCAUUAGCUGACACAUCUAUGAUUUUUAGGAUAAAUAUAUCAGUUGAUAAUGUUUAAAAUAAAUAUUUUUAAUU
This is a messenger RNA of Apis florea (little honeybee), 1057 nucleotides long. RefSeq names its product ELMO domain-containing protein 2. Gene Ontology annotation, molecular function: GTPase activator activity. The record is from RefSeq and is a predicted model, not a curated record. Lineage: Eukaryota; Metazoa; Arthropoda; Insecta; Hymenoptera; Apidae.